This is a messenger RNA of Microcebus murinus (gray mouse lemur), 4328 nucleotides long. NCBI's taxonomy places the organism in Eukaryota, Metazoa, Chordata, Mammalia, Primates, Cheirogaleidae. The record is from RefSeq and is a predicted model, not a curated record.
CCGGAAGUUGACGGCGUCGCCUAGCAACGGCGAUGGCGGAGCCGGGUGGCCAGGCGGGCGGGUCUGUCCCCAAAGGCGGGCCAGCCUCUGACGGAGAGGAGCAGCAGAACCAGGAGGAAGGCCACGGUGGCAGGGUGUCAGAGAAGGACCAUGGCCAGGGAGGUGGACAAGCCUCGGGGGAAGCUGCAGAACAUCCUGAGAGGGAAGGCACGACUGAAGGAGAAGCUGCACUUGCAGGGGACCCCGAAUUUGAAGAGGAGUCUGAAUAUGAAGGGGAGUCUGAAUAUGAGGAAUUCGUGAUAGAAGAGUAUGAAUUUGAGUUAGAAACCAUCUCCCCUGAAGUGCAGGUCAGCUCCGUGGAUCUGGCUUAUUCCCAAGGCAGCCCGCAGGAGCCGCAGGGAGGGGAGGCGCCCAGCCCAUCAGGGUCACCCCAGGAAGUCCCGGGCUCCCCUGAGCAAAUAAGCCGGGAAGCUUCUGGAGCCUCAGUGAGCAGAUCGGCAAAAUCCCCAAAAAAGUCGCAGCAGAAGGUCUUUCCCAUGGGGUCGCGACACCGCUUGAGGCUGAGCCGUGGGAGCAGCAACGUGUCCUCAGACAUGGAUGAGCCUUUCCUGGGCAUGGAGGAGCAGGAGCCAGGUACCGCCAGACCCCCGGGGCGGGCCUGCCCCACGGGAUACGCCGCUCGGCGUGCGCUGUGCUGUGCAAGCCGUGCCGCUCGUUUGUUCCGUGUAUGGCUGUGCAGGAGCGCCGCGGGGGCGCUCAGCCCGGCGGGCGGGAACGUAACCGGUGUGCUUCUCCACCUCCAGCCCCUGAUGGUCAGAUUCCAGGCCACCCUGAAGAGCUACCUUAACCGACAGAUAGAAAAGCUGAAGCUGGAACUUCAAGAGCUGGGCGUGGCCAACAAGCAAAGCCGGACGCAGCGGCAGGAGCUGGGGGUGAACCUCUACGGGGUCCAGCAGCAGCUGGCCCGCCUGCAGAUGCAGCUGGAGAAGAGCCACGACCGCCACUUGGUGGCCGCGUGCCAGAGGAGGCAGAAGGAGGAGGAGCUGCAGGGCGUGCGCGCGCUCCACGCCAAGACCUCCGAGGCCGCCAACCAGGAGCGCAAGAAGCUGGCGGCUCUGCAGACGGAGUUGGAGACCUUGGUCCUGAACCUCUUCUACCUGCAGAACGUCGACCAGGACGUGCAGGACGACAUCCUCGUGAUGAAGCAGGUGGUGAAGAAGGCCGAGGUGGACAGGGCGCGGGCGGAGACCGAGAAGAAGAAGCAGGACCUGUUUGUGGACCAGCUCACCAGCAAGGCCAAGCAGCUGGAGGAAGACAUCGCGCUGUGCGAGGCCCAGUGCACCGCCCAAGCGGAGGACACCCGCACUCUAAGGAAAGCCGUGAGCGAGGCGUCCACGGAGAUAGACGCCAUCACCAUGGAGAAGAAGCGCAUCCUGCAGCAGUGGUCCUCCAGCCUGGUGAGCAUGAAGCACCGUGACGAGGCGCACAGGGCCAUCCUGGAGGCGCUCAGGCAGUGCCGGCACCAGUCCAAGUCCAUGGACGGCGAGAUCGAGGCCUACAAGAAGUCGAUCACGCAGGAGGAGGAGAAGAACGAGAAGCUGGCGCGCCUCCUGAACCGCGCGGAGACGGAGGCCAGCCUGAUGCAGAAGCUGACGGCCCAGUGCGUGGCCAAGCGGGAGGCCCUGCAGGCCGAGUUCCACACCUACAAGCUGGCCCUGCAGGACUCGGAGGACGCCCUGGGCAAGGGCUACCAGGAGCACGCGGUGGCCGCCAGCGAGCUGCAGGCCCUGCGGGAGGCCGUCCGCGGCGAGCUGGAGCUGAAGAGGUCCAUGGACGCCGCCAUCCAGGAGAAGCUGCAGGAGCACAUGACCUCCAACAAGAUGACCAAGUACUUCAACCAGCUCAUCCAGAAGCUGCAGAAGGAGAAGACCAACAUGGUGACGCACCUGUCCAAGAUCGACGGCGACAUUGCUCAGGCCACGCUGAACAUCACCAACACCACCUGCCGGCUGGAGAUGCACCAGAGGACGCUGGACGAGAUGGACAAGGAAGUGAGGGGCCUCAACGAGCUCAUCUCCAACAGCGAGAGCGAGAUCUCGCGGCGCACCAUCCUCAUCGAGCGGAAGCAGAGCCUCAUCAACUUCCUCAACAAGCAGCUGGAGCAGAUGGUGGCCGAGCUGGGGGGGGAAGAAGUCGGGCCCCUGGAGCUGGAGAUCAAACAGCUGACCAAGCUGCUGGACGAGCACAGCGCCAUCGUGACCAAGUCCCAGGUGACCUGGCUGCGCCUGCAGCAGGAGCUGGUCGCGGCCACGCAGGAGCACGAGCAGCAGCUGCAGACCAUGGCCAGGGUCAAGAAGGAGAUACACAUCUUGGAGCAGAAGAGGCUGCGAGUGGAGAGUAGCCAGGACGAGGAAGGAGCAGGAAGAGAGAUCGCGAGGCGGCACAUCGGACCUGUGGUCAACGACCUGAGGAGGCUCAGCUUGCUGGUGUGCAAGAGCCGCAGCUCGGAGCAGCUGCAGCGGGACAACCUGGCCACCGAGGGCGAGUUCGUGCGCGCGCUCAAGCUGGAGAGCUGGGUGAGGCCGCAGAGGGUGAGCUCGCCGGAGCGUCCGGAAGAAAACUCCGCACCUCGCCUGCUCUUACCCUGCCCGUCCCACCCCUGCAGGCACCAGAUUAUGCUUUGGGAGAAAAAAAUCCAGCUGGCCAAAGAGAUGCGCACCUCGGUGGACUCUGAGAUGGGCCAGACGGAGACCCAGGCCAUGAAGACUGAGAUCCACAGGAUGAAGGUCAAGCACGCGCAGCUGCUGAAGCAGCAGGAGAAGAUGAUCCGCGACAUGGAGCUGGUGGUGGCCCGCAGGGAGACCAUAGUGACGCAGGCCGACGACCAGGACAAGGCCGGCCCGAAGGUGCUCACCCGGACCGACUUCCACCACAGGCAGGCUGAGCUGCGCCGCAAAAUCAGGGACGUGCACAAGGCCACCGAGGAGUGCAGCCAGACCCUCCUGGAGCUGGAGCAAGCGCAGAGGAGCUCGAGCGGCGCCCUCGUGGAGAAGCAGGAGCAGCUGUCGAAGAUGCAGUCCGACCUGGACACGCUGGAAGACCACCUCAGCCAGCUCUCGGCCCUCAAGAUACAGAACCUCUCGGAGAUCGUAGCCCUGCAGACGCGCGCCAAGCACCUGCAGGCGGCGAAGGAGGACAGGUACGUGUUCCUGUUCCGCUCCAAGCAGUCCCUGCAGGUGGAGCGCAGGCGCCUGGACGACCGGCUGGCCCUCAUCGCCACCAUCCUCCACCAAGUGCAGAACGAGUACCCCCAGUUCCAGAAGGACCUGGUGAAGAUCAGCCAGAAGGUGGCCAGCAAGCUCCAAUCGCUGGGGCUAUCGUAGAGGGCAGCCGGGAUGCCGCCAUCCACGGCUGCCCCACCCCCAACCCCCAGGAACAGAUCCAGAAAUGUGCUUGUUGCGAGGGACUUGCAACCCUGUGUCCCUAUAAACCACCUGUGCCCUCCGCUCGACCCCACUUAGGAGAAAUAGAUAAGCCAGCCCACCACAGGCACUGCGCAGCCACUCGGCAGUUUAACCAAGUAAAACCUGACUUCCCAACCGGCCGCUUUCCAGCCAGCCUCGGCCGGCGAGGCCGUGCCCGGGGUGGGCGCAGACACCCCCCCACCCACGCUGCACCUCGCCGCCCCGAUAACCCUUCCGCUGGUGAGGCUCCUCGCAACACCCGCCGUGGUGAGCAAAGGGCGGGAGCCGAGGUGCACCUGGCCGGCGGCCUCAGAGGCUGCUUCAUCCCUCAGCGCCCCUCCUAACAGGAGACCUGAAACCCCACCAACUUCCCCCCGGUGUUUGCCAUCACCACCCCCAGAAAACUCAGGCCUCUUCUCCUCCCCUCACGUCCAGUUCGAGUUAAAUUCACACUCGCAGCCUGCGGGAGAAGGUCAGGGACCCCAGACAGGUCAUUUACGGAAGCAGGUGACCACUUUAGUAAGAGCACCGCUUGGGUGAAUACUGAGAGACCACGUCCCCCCGUCUGCUCACCUGUCUCUUCGUCACUAUUUCUAUUUUGAGAUGGGGGUCUGGCUGUUGCCCUAGGCAGUCCCAAACUCAUGGGCUCAAGGGACCCUCCCGCCUCAGCCUCCCGAGCAGCUGGGACUGCAGGCAAGCGCCACCCGGCAGGCCCAAGUCUUCAUUAUUAACACUGUGCUCUCUCCACACCCCUGCAUUUCCAAGUACUAACCACCUAGUGGCUGCAUUGCAGUGUAAAGGAAAAAAUGUUCUAUAAAAUAAUUUCAUCCUCAAACGUUUCAGCAGAAGAAUUAUAAAAAUCUU